ACAAGGUGGAGCUCUGGAUUGUCAUGACAAGCAUGGUGUCUUGGGCUCUAAUGCACACUGUACUGGUAGCCAAUGCUGCUGCCAUGAUGACCAACAUAGAUGCCUCUGCAAAGGCCUACAAGGACAAGGUGUUCACAGAGGAAAUAGUGUAAAACGAGGCAUGGACAGAAUAAUGAUUUCAGUGGAUUUAUCAAGGGUUGUUGUCAUGUCCUAUCAUAUGCUGUAUUUCACAGGUGAAUCAUCUGAAAGACUACAUGUCCUACAGAAAGCUUCCCAAGGCACUCGGCUUCACAUCACUGACUACUACAAGGCCCGCUAUGGAGGGAAAUGGUUUGACGAGAAGGACACGCAAUUUGGUGUCCAAGUCUUUGAAAGAGGUAAAGGUGUACAGUAUGUUUAUAUAUAAGUAUCAAAUCAUUUCUGCAUAACAAUUAAGUACCUUAAUGUAAUAGUUUUUCUUUAAAAUGGACAAAAAUUGCUUUUUGGCAAGAAACUAUUUCUCAAACAAUAAUUUUGCUAGGACUGACUGGGAGUGUUCUCAGUGGGGAGGGAAAAACUGAAAACUAGCUGUUAUUGCCAGAGAGGUUUGGAACUGUCUUUGUUAUUGGUCUAUUAACCAAUUUACCGCCUGGUGCCGAAACUUGCUGAUUAGAAGAUCCUGUGUAGAUUGUAUUUUCAACCUGCAAAUAUCAGGGAAUAACACUGAUCACAUUUUUUCACACUUUUACAGUGUUUGUUUCAUCAGCUGUUGUACAAUAUGAUACAAAACACAGGACAACAGAAUUUUGACUGCACUGGUCCUUUAAAUAUUAAUGGAAAGGCAUUGUGACGUUGUAAAGCUAACUGGCUUUACUUGUUGUUUUGUGUUAUCCAGGAGAUCCUGACAGUGAUUUGUGCAGCCUUGAUGAACAACACGCCCAUGUUCCAGAACCGAGACGUCAACUUCCUGAACGCCGUCCUCACCCAGUUGCAGUUUGAGGUCUUCCAGGAGGCUGACAUCAUCACGUCUGGGGACCGCAUGUUCUUCAUCGAGCACGGCCAGUUCCUGGUGAAGACAGACUUCUUCCAGAAGGAGCUUAUUGACGGAGACUACUUUGGAGGUGGGUUGGGAAAAAGAUCCCUGGACAUGUGUGUUUGUCUCUAGAGUUCCAUUUUCUUCAUAGAGGAAGACCAUGAUUAGCUGAACCCGGGCUGGAACAAAAGCCUGCACACUGUAGAUCUCCAGGACUAAAGUUGGUACAGCUGCUUUGAAAUGUGAGUCAGACUGGUCUGACUGCAGGGACUCACUGCUUUAUAUCUUUCUGUCCAACAGAGAUCUGCCUCCUGACCAAAGGAAGCGUUUGGCCACGGUGCGAGCUCUGACCAUCUGCCAGCUCUUAUCCCUGCACGCAGACAGCUUC
Molecule: messenger RNA, 1400 nt
Organism: Coregonus sp. 'balchen'
Lineage: Eukaryota; Metazoa; Chordata; Actinopteri; Salmoniformes; Salmonidae
Source: the annotation of a GenBank genome assembly